AUGUCUGGGGAAAACUUUACCACAGUGACUGAAUUCAUCUUGCUAGGGUUAACAGACUCACCUGAACUUCAAAUUAUGCUUUUUAUUUUAUUUUUUGUUAUUUACACUCUCACAAUGAUGGGAAAUUCAGGAAUGAUUACUCUGAUCAUAAUUGAUUCACAACUCCACACACCUAUGUAUUUUUUUCUAACUAACUUGUCCUUGACUGAUAUUUUUUAUUCUUCAACUAUCACUCCAAAGAUGUUAGUUGAUUUACUAUCUGUAAGGAAAGUCAUCUCUUUUGCUGGAUGCUUUCUGCAGAUGUAUGUCUUUAUUGCUUUAGCAACCACUGAGUGUAUUCUCUUUGGAUUGAUGGCUUAUGAUCGCUAUGUGGCCAUCUGUAAUCCACUGCUUUACCCAGUUAUCAUGUCAAGAACAGUCUGUCUGAAGAUGGCCAUGGGGGCCUUCACAGCUGGAUUCCUGAACUCAAUUAUUCAUACCAGUUACAUAAGUAGUUUAACUUACUGUGGCUCCAAUGUCAUUCAUCACUUUUUCUGUGACAGUUCCCCAAUCCUCAAACUCUCUUGCUCUGGCACUCAAUUGAAUGAAACUAUAAUUUUCAUUUGUGCUGGGAUAAACAUGUUAGGAACAUUUCUAAUCAUCAUUACCUCUUAUAUCUAUAUCCUCUUUUCUAUUUUGCGUUUGCAUUCAGUUGAAGGGAGGCGCAAAGCUUUUUCAACCUGUGCUUCUCAUAUUACAGCCAUUGUUAUUUUUUAUGGAACUAUGAUUGUUACUUAUUUGUGUCCAAGUUCAAGUUACUCCCAACUCAAGGAAAAGUUAUAUCUGUUUUCUACACAGUGGUUAUCCCAAUGUUGAAUCCUUUAAUUUAUAGCCUGAGAAACGAAGAAGUGAAAAGGGCCUUUAA
This is a messenger RNA of Sarcophilus harrisii (Tasmanian devil), 904 nucleotides long. Its product is annotated as olfactory receptor 5F1-like. The record is from RefSeq and is a predicted model, not a curated record. Gene Ontology annotation, molecular function: odorant binding; G protein-coupled receptor activity; olfactory receptor activity. Gene Ontology annotation, biological process: sensory perception of smell; G protein-coupled receptor signaling pathway. Gene Ontology annotation, cellular component: membrane. Lineage: Eukaryota; Metazoa; Chordata; Mammalia; Dasyuromorphia; Dasyuridae.